Messenger RNA from Rhododendron vialii, 2459 nucleotides. Its product is annotated as BTB/POZ domain-containing protein DOT3. Gene Ontology annotation, molecular function: protein binding. The transcript has 6 exons. NCBI's taxonomy places the organism in Eukaryota, Viridiplantae, Streptophyta, Magnoliopsida, Ericales, Ericaceae. The record is from RefSeq and is a predicted model, not a curated record. The coding region runs from base 413 to 2227 and encodes 604 amino acids.
UCAAUAACUCGAGAUUACUAAAACCACAUCCCCUGUUAUUCACUAUCUCAAAGUUUUGCGAGAUUAUUUUUCCAACCGGCCAAAGAAACGUGAUACUCCACAAAUUGUUGCAUCCAAAUACAACAAAUGUGUUCCGAGUGAGACUUGUCAUCCAAACCCAUGCUCUAUCAAACCCUGUAUACAACACAACGUUUACCAUAAACCAAUAAGUAUAUUAGGAAACAAAGACUAUUUUGCCGUAUGUGUCAUUGGCCAUGGAAUCAGAUGAACCUGACACCUAGACACGGCUAGUUGAAAUCCGUACCGAGUCAAACAUAGUGCCUCACUCACUGCAUUUUGCCCUGUCAAAUUACACCAAGACCUAUCCCACUACUAGUCUGCAGCUAGGGAGUCACCGUGUAGUUCCCUCCCAAUGGCUCAACUACAGAGUCCUGGAAGCGAUUCUGAUGGCACCUACCAAGUUCACAACCAAAGCAUUCUAGUUCCUGCAAACCUUAUUUUCGAAAAGAAAGAGCAUUCAUGGUUUGCCUCUUCUCAAAUCCCAACAGAUCUAUCAAUACAAGUUCAAGACAUAACCUUUCAUGUUCACAAGUUUCCCUUGGUUUCAAGAUGUGGCUACCUAUCCGAAGUCAAUCUGCAGCCAACGAAAUCAAACCCAGGAUAUGAUCUCAAGUUUGAAAAGUUCCCAGGUGGAUUGGAAACAUUCGAAACUGUUGUCAAAUUCUGUUACGGUCUCCCCAUAAGCCUAAACCCUAACAACGUAGCAGCACUGAGAUGUGCGUCGGAGCUUCUGGAGAUGACUGAAGCACUCGAAGGUGGAAACCUAAUCUCCAAGACGGAUGCUUUCCUCACUUUUGUGGUCCUUUCCUCAUGGAGAGACUCCAUAACAGUUCUCAAAACUUGUGAAUCUCUCUCUCCAUGGGCCGAAAACCUCCAAAUCGUAAGGAGGUGUUGCGACUCAAUUGCUUGGAAAGUUUCCCAAGUAAAUCCAACAACCAGAGAUAUGACUUCAACCGAAGAUAGCUGGUGGUUCCAAGACACAUCUACCCUCCGCAUUGAUCAUUUUGUGAGAAUUAUAACAGCCUCAAGGGCUAAAGGGUUGAAACCAGAAAUUGUUGGUUCUUGUAUAAUGUAUUAUGCGGGGAAAUGGUUGCCGGGCAUGGAUGCAGAAAUGGAAAGACUAAGAAGAUACAGCUAUAGCAAAACCGAAAUGCAGUUAGAAAUCCUGAGCGGCAGGACCCAAGAAGCGCAAGUUGCGCACAAUAAGGAGCAGAGAAUGAUUGUAGAGAACCUAGUGAGCAUUUUACCUCCUCAGAAAGAAACUGUUUCGUGCAAGUUCUUAUUGGGAAUGCUAAAGGUGGCUCUGUUUUAUUCUGCAUCAUCGGCUUUGGUUUCAGAACUGGAGAAAAGAAUUGGGAUGGUUCUGGAAAAUGCCGAGGUAAAUGAUCUUCUGGUUCCUAGUUGCACAAUUGGCGAUCAAGGGAAGGCAUUGAGUUCACCAGAUGAAUGCACAAUGCACAACAUAAACGUGGUUCAAAGGAUUCUGGAAUACUUCCUGAUGCAUGAACAACAACAGCAACAGAAGUCAGGAAAGUUGAUCAGCAAAAUUUUAGACAGAUACCUAGCUGAGGUCGCAAGAGACCCCAAUCUACAGGUCACCAAAUUUCAAGUCCUAGCUGAAACAUUGCCAGAGAAUGCUCGAACGUGCCAUGACGGUAUCUACAGAGCCAUUGAUACCUACCUCAAGUCACAUCCUUCUUUGUCAGAAUACGAGAGAAGAAGACUAUGCAAAAUAAUGGACUGUGAGAAACUGUCACUUGACGCAUGCAUGCAUGCUGCACAAAAUGAUCGUUUACCACUAAGAACAGUCAUGCAGGUCUUGUUAUCGGAGCAAGUAAAGAUGAGAGAAGCAAUGCAAGGGAAGGAGCAAACAGCAAGCAGAAACCAUUCAGACCAGGAAGAAAGCUGGUCGUCUAAAAAGGAGAUAACUAUCCUCAAAGAAGAACUUGAGAAAGUAAAAGCAGAGCUGCAAGAGCUGCGGAGAGACUAUGCUGAACUACAUAAUGAAUACGAGAAGCUAACCAACAAGCAAAGAAAUUUCUCAGGUUGGACCUUCGGCUGGAAAAAAAUCAGGAACUCCAGUUUCUUUAACAAAACGGAUGGGGAUGAAACUCAAGGGGAACAGCAGAGAUCCAAAUCCAGUCACCAAAGAGUCAGCCUCCGGUGAAGACUAUCUCUCUCCUAGGAAUUCUGAAAAUAAUAAUCCCGCACUAUAAUUCCAAAUGAUUAGACAAAAUCAUCUACAUCUUCCUCCCAUUAUUGGUUUGUUUUACAUAUAGGAAACAAAGUGAACAAAAACUUUCUAUUCAGUCUAUUUAUGUACUUGAUACAAGAUCUCAGUCCAUUUAUAUGCUGUCCUCACUUGUUCAAUGAUGUAAAAGAGACCCAAGCUUUCCGAU